CAACUUGCACGUACGAGAGCGUCCAUGGACGACGGCAGCAGCAACAAGGUGGUUGAGGACGUCGCGGAGGAGGACCCCGGCCGCCGCGGCGGUCCAUGGAGGACGGAUGAGGCCGACGCCAACGAGAAGGCGCCUCGCCCGAGCAGGCGGGUCGCUUCCCUCGACGUCUUCCGCGGCCUCACCGUCGCGCUGAUGAUACUGGUGGACGGCGCCGGCGGCGAGUGGCCGGUCAUCGGGCACGCGCCGUGGAACGGCUGCAACCUCGCGGACUUCGUGAUGCCCUUCUUCCUCUUCAUCGUCGGCAUGGCCGUUCCCCUGGCCCUCAAGAGGAUCCCGGACCGUGGCCGAGCCGUGAGGAGAGUGGUCGUAAGGACGCUGAAGCUGCUCUUCUGGGGCAUCCUGUUGCAAGGCGGUUACUCCCACGCUCCGGACGAACUGGCGUAUGGAGUCGACAUGAGGCACGUGAGGUGGGGCGGAAUCCUCCAGAGGAUCGCUCUUGCGUACCUGGUGGUUGCGGUUCUAGAGAUGGUGACGAAAGACGGCGCCAAGGUUCAUCAGGACCAGCCGCCAGGUUCUUCAGGCCGCUUCUCCCGUGUAUUCAGAAUGUAUCUCUCCCAGUGGAUCGUCGCGUGCUGCAUUCUGGUGGUCUACCUGUCCCUUGCCUACGGGGUCUACGUUCCUGACUGGGAGUUCAGAGUGCGAAACGCUGACAGCCCAGACUACGGCAAAGUUCUAACGGUGAGGUGUGGUACGAGGGGGGCGUUGGACCCUCCCUGCAACGCCGUAGGCUACAUCGACCGCAGAGUCCUGGGCAUCAACCACAUGUACCAGAAGCCGGCAUGGAGAAGGCACAGGGCCUGCACUGAUGACUCCCCACACGAGGGGCCUUUCAGAGAGGAUGCCCCAGCGUGGUGUGUCGCGCCAUUCGAGCCUGAAGGGAUACUGAGCUCACUGUCUGCUGUGCUGAGUACGGUCGUCGGUGUUCACUACGGGCAUGUGCUUGUCCACAUGAAGAGCCAUACGGACAGGCUUAGGCAGUGGGUUACCAUGGGCGUAGCUCUUCUCGUUCUCGGAAUCAUUCUGCACUUCUCGCAUGCGAUCCCGCUCAACAAGCAGCUCUACACGUUCAGCUACAUCUGCGUCACUGCCGGCGCCGCUGGGGUCGUCUUCUCAGCGCUCUACUUCUUGGUCGACGUCGUGAGCCUGCGCUACGCCUUCGCGCCGCUGCGGUGGGUCGGCAUGAACGCGAUGCUGGUGUACGUGAUGGCCGCGGAAGGCGUCUUCGAGGGCUUCCUCAACGGGUGGUACUACGAGAGCACCAACAACACUCUGGUUUACUGGGUGAGGAAGCACGUGUUCGUCAAGGUGUGGCACUCCACCAGGGUGGGCAUCCUCCUCUACGUCCUCUUCGCGCAGAUCCUCUUCUGGGCGCUCGUCUCCGGCGUCCUCCACCGCGCUCGCCUCUACUGGAAGCUCUAGCGAGCGAACGGUGGCAUAGCAUGCUUUUGUCUUUUGAACUGCACAUGAUACACACGACACCUCAAACUCGAACCCCAAGUUAGUUUGAAGAACUCAAAUCACGGGCAAAAUGGAAUUCGGCGAGCGGAUCGGAUUCAUUAUU
Messenger RNA from Zea mays, 1621 nucleotides. RefSeq lists its product as uncharacterized. The record is from RefSeq and is marked predicted. NCBI's taxonomy places the organism in Eukaryota, Viridiplantae, Streptophyta, Magnoliopsida, Poales, Poaceae.